AUUACGGUUUCUCUUUUUCUUAAAAAAAACAACAGACAUACUCGACUCCAAUAGUUAUUUUAAAAGUAGAAUAAUUAAAUACAUCGGAAAAGCCUAUUAAAUACAAAAAAUGUGCACUUACACACCUUCAGGCUCCCUCUCUCUGACUCUCUUCUCACCUCCUCACAGUUAAAUCUAAGUUUCUGUUUCUCUGCUCUGUCUCAUCUUCACUACCGCUUCAUCCUCUCCUCCUGGGCCGCUGCGCAGUCUAAAAGCCUCCCCAACUUUUACUGUCUAAGCUGGGGAUUUUCAGCCUCUGUCACACUUUAUAAGAUUAAUGAGCUGAGUAUUGUAAACAUUUUUUUUUUCUGAUGGAGCCAUAUUGCAAACAGAGCCGGCCAGCUCCAUUCACCUAAUGUUAACCGUCAUUACAUCACUCAGAGGAAUGAAAAAAUGUUCGAGAGAUGCUCCAUUGUUUGAGAGCCGGGAUGCGCCGACCCGCCGCCCACACGACGCACAUGGCAACCGGCCGCCUUCACGUUAUUUCUCCCCAGAAUUUACCCCCCGUUAAGACAAAACAAUAGCAUCUAUCAUGUGCUGUAGCCUCUCUUUGCCUCAGCAUUUGGUGGAAAAAUAAUAAUGCUGCUUCCCACAGCCAUCGCCGCCGCCAGGCCCCGGCCCCCGAUUGGCUGUUUUGGCUCACAUGACCAGGAAUUGGCUGCAAUUUCGUCCCAUAGUUCUUCAGUUUAGCUUACCCAGGUCCCCAUACGCUAGUAAUAUCACCAAUAUACACAAUUAUUAUAUAGACACCGCAUUUACGCCAUUGCGGUCGGGAACCUCCAUGCUCGUGCGUUUUUUCAUUUCGUUUUAUUUUUUAAAAGCCAUAUUGUGUUGUGCGUGUGUGUGCAGCGUGCGUGUGUAUGUGUUUUGUUUUGUUUUUUGUUUUUUUUAUUUUGGGGAAGGGAUUGUUCGGGGGUCUCGCCGUUUGAGGGUGAAACCGGUUUGAGGGAGCUAUGAAUUUUGAAUUUGAAAGGGAGAUCGGUUUUAUAAACAGCCAGCCAUCCCUAGCAGAGUGCCUGACGUCCUUCCCCGCCGCCCUGGAGUCAUUUCAAACUUCAUCAAUCAAGGAGUCGACAGUAAUUCCGCCUCCCUUCGAGCACACCAUCCCCAGCCUCAGCCCCUGCACAGCCAGCCAGCCGAGACCGGCUGCUAGGAGCCAGCAGAACCGGAGAACCUCCGCCACCAAUGGCCUCCAGACGCACCACCGAGGAGCCCAGCAGCCCGGACCGCCAGGCCAGGCCCCUGCCCUGGUCACGGCGACCCCAGCCGGUCCGCUGGCCCACGAGUUCCCCUGGAUGAAGGAGAAGAAGUCAUCCAAGAAGUGCCCCAAGCCUGGGGGCAGCUCCAGCGGUGCUGGAUCCAUCAUCCCCCCCGCCUCGUCCUCCCCGUCGCCGACCGCCUCCGGGUACGCUUCGGCGGGCAUCGAGUCACCCACAGACACGAGCCAGGCGGGUCUGGAUGGUGGAGGAGCCGGGUCCCGUCGGCUGCGCACUGCGUACACCAACACGCAGCUGCUGGAGCUAGAGAAAGAGUUCCACUUCAACAAGUACCUGUGCCGGCCCAGGAGGGUGGAGAUCGCCGCCCUUUUGGAUCUGACCGAGCGACAGGUCAAAGUUUGGUUCCAGAACCGGCGGAUGAAACACAAGCGACAGACUACGCACCACAGGGACAGCGGAGGAGGGGGCCACGAAUCCAGUGACCCGGGCGGGUUCGAGCCGCUCGAAGGCGCCGACGCCUCAUCUCCAUACUCAAGCCAGCCGCUGGAGGCGUCGGGCACCGGGGAAACUGUUGUGGAGGGCGAGGCGGCGAGCGGCGAUCCGUCUUCGGCCACUGCUCCCGCCGCCUACGCUACUGACAGCGGGGACAAUGCACAGCCCACGCCAGAGGAGGGAGGCCGUUUGAGCCGUCACGAACGCCCAUCGCUGCCUGGGGAAUCUGGCCCCGCAGAUGUUGCUGCGACUCACCAUUCCCCGCCGUCGUUCACCGCCACGAACUCCACCGACAUCCCGGGCCUGGUGAAGCUGAGCGAGUCCGGGCACGCAGCAGCAGCGGCAGCGGCAGCGUCCGAUUCGUCGUUCUCCGAGCAGCGAGACAUCACCGCUACCGCAGCCCCUGCUCCUCCUGCCGCCUCCUCAUCUGCGCUCCCCGACCUGACUUUCUUUGCCGGGGACGCCUGCCUGUCACCCAGCCUGCAGAGCUCCCUGGAUAGCCCGGUGGAUUUCUCCGAGGAGGACUUCGACCUGUUCACAAGCACACUGUGCACCAUAGACCUGCAGCACCUCAACUUCUGAGGUCAGCUGCAACGUUUAAUAGUAAACGAAAAUAAAAUUAAAAACGAACAAAAACAAACAGUAAAAGGAGUGGACGGACAGGCCUGUGUGGAUGAACAAUCGAGCGGAGGAGAAGGACUGUUUUAAAAAGAACAAAAGCUUCUCGGCAACAUUCCUGAAACAUUUCUGAAUGAAAAUUGUGUUCGUUUUGAAAUAUACUUUUUCGUCUUCUUGCUGGUUUUAUUUUGCGGAUAAUGUAGUUUAAAACAGAUACGAUUCAUUUUAUUUUACUUUUUUUUAAACAUCGAAGGAAAAUAGUUUUUUUUCACGAUCUAAACGUUGUGGACUUUUUUCUCCCUCUUGCCCAAAUUUCAGGUAUUUAUUGCCUUCCUUGUUUUUGAUAAUUUUUUGUCAAAAUUAUUAACCCUUAUCAGUAUGUGUGGAUUUAUUUCCUCUAGUCCAUUCUGGUGCAGCUUCAUGGAUCCUUAAUAAAUUCUCAGGAACUGGAGUCUAGGUGCAGAUAGCUGGGCUGCUAUUAGAAAAUCUAAACUGAAGAAUGAAUUCAUUCUCUCUCUGAACGAGACAACGAGAGGGAAGACCUGCUGAUGACCCGAGUUUUAGACCCUAGUUUAUUUAUUGAGAUUCUUUAAUAGUGAAAAUCCAAAUUAUUUAUUGUAUAUAUAUUUUCAUAGUGGAAUAAUAAUAAUAAAACAUACAAACAUUUA
This is a messenger RNA of Lates calcarifer (barramundi perch), 3034 nucleotides long. RefSeq names its product homeobox B2a (gene hoxb2a). The transcript has 2 exons. NCBI's taxonomy places the organism in Eukaryota, Metazoa, Chordata, Actinopteri, Centropomidae. Gene Ontology annotation, biological process: regulation of DNA-templated transcription. Gene Ontology annotation, molecular function: DNA-binding transcription factor activity, RNA polymerase II-specific; DNA binding. Bases 993 to 2330 code for a protein of 445 amino acids. The record is from RefSeq and is a predicted model, not a curated record.